CUAUUAUUUUCUCCCAAACUUUAGCGGGGAGAAGUCCUAGUCACAUGGACUGAAUGCUCUUGAAUUCUUCAUGUGUUUAUCUGGAUGGGAGAACAUGGAGGACCAACUUCCCUACCGUUUUGGUUGGGGAAAUCAGAAGACAAAGCUGGGCUCCAUUGCAUUAUUUGAGACUAUUGAUGAGUUCCAGGAAGACUUCACACCAAGGCAAAGUGUUUUCAAGAGAAUCCAGAGGCUCUGUUUCCGGCAGCGGGAGCAACUUCCUGGGGAGACCUUUAUGAGUUUUGCCUCUGCACUGUGGGAUUUGGCAUCAGGCUGUGAUUUUGGGCCUUUGCAGGAUGAGCUGGUGCUUGACCAGCUGAUUGAGAAAGCAGAAGACUGGCGAAUUAGGGAGACCCUAUUUUUGCAAAUAGAUUCUCUAACUCUGGCAAAGGCUGUGGAGUUGGGGUCACAAAUGGAGGCGGCAUUUAAAACAGCACCCAAUAAGAUAACAGCGGCAAUAGAGCAAUGGGAGCGUCAAAUAAUUGACAAUAAGAAUGGGGAAAAGAGGGGCUAUAAGAAUUAUGGAUCUUUAUACCAAAGGAAAGAAAAAGUGAUGCCUUCACAUGGAACUAAAUGCCACCUAGGCAGAAAGAAAACUCACAAUUUCCAGCAUUGCCACAGUGUGAAGCUAUCUAAGGUUCCAGGCAAGAUGGUAUGUUCUGAAAAGCAUCAAUGAUGCACUUGUGUGUUCUAU
Messenger RNA from Podarcis muralis (Common wall lizard), 733 nucleotides. Lineage: Eukaryota; Metazoa; Chordata; Lepidosauria; Squamata; Lacertidae. The record is from RefSeq and is a predicted model, not a curated record.